AUGGCACCUACACUUCUUCGCAGUUCCUUCCGAGCUGUACAUCGGGCUAUGGCUAGCAGCUCUCGAGUCGCUCGUCCCACUGUCCAACAGCACAACGCCCGUACCUGGGUUCGCGCUACUCAGGCUAACAUGUACUCGACCGGCAAGGGAUCGGGAUCGGAAUCAGGAUCAGGAUCAAAUGUCGGCGAUGAUGAUAUUCUGGAUGCCAUGUUGGCUGGCAUGGAUAUGGAUUUCAAAGUGGCAACACCCACUACUUCAGCAGAAACCUCUACUGAAUCAUCAAAACCAUCAUCCGAAGACCCCACAUCCACAUCAACAUCAGGAGAAACGACCGAUCCUGAACCAACAUUUGUUGGACAGCCUGUUGAUAUCGAGAAAAGGCUCAAGAGUCUUAUGCCUGAAUUCAUGUCAUACGGAGGCCAAUUGGCACCCAAACCCAAAUCCGCAUUGAAUGACAGCCCUUCGUCCAACUCACUGACGAUUGCUCAGCUUUUGGCUGCAGGGUUGCAUCUCGGUCACAGCACCUCUCUCUGGAACGUGGCCUCGAUGCCCUUUGUCUUCGGCGUUCGUGAAGGAAUCAGCAUCAUCAAUUUGGAGCACACUCUGACGCACCUUCGUCGUGCCUGCACUGUCGCCAAGGCUGUUGCCCGUCAGGGAGGCAUCAUCUUGUUCAUUGGAACGCGCCCUGGUAUGGACCAUGUGACGAUCGACGCUGCAAAGACCUGCAACGCCUACUAUGUCGCCUCGAAGUGGUGCCCAGGCACGAUCACCAACGCCCAGGAGAUUGUCGGCCCUCAUACGCCUCGCUUGCCUGAUGCCCAUGCUGGAGAUCUUGCCAAGCCCUUCCGCCCAGAUCUGGUCAUUGUUCUGAACCCGAUUGAGAAUAUGAUUGCUAUCAAGGAGGCAACUCGGUUCAACAUCCCAACUAUUGCGAUUACAGAUACGGAUGUCGACCCUCGCAUCGUGUCCUACCCUAUUCCCGCAAAUGAUGAUUCUGUCCGCGGUGUGGAGCUGGUGGCGAAGGUUCUUGCGGAAGCUGCCAAGGAGGGAAAUGCAUUGGCGUUGGAGGCCUCGAAGUGGCAGUCAAGACAGAGGAUCGAGGGACGCGUGGAUCGCAUGAAGGCAUGGAGCGCGCGUGCAUAA
Molecule: messenger RNA, 1143 nt
Organism: Gamsiella multidivaricata
Lineage: Eukaryota; Fungi; Mortierellomycota; Mortierellomycetes; Mortierellales; Mortierellaceae
Product: ribosomal protein S2, flavodoxin-like domain-containing protein
Exons: 3
Coding region: 1-1143 (380 amino acids)
Biological process (GO): translation
Cellular component (GO): ribosome; mitochondrial small ribosomal subunit
Molecular function (GO): structural constituent of ribosome
Source: RefSeq, a predicted model, not a curated record